AUGAGGUGCUUUGAGAGGAUUAUGAAGAACUACAUCUGCUUCUCUUUGCCAUGCAUUCUGGACCCCCUUCAGUUCACUUACCGUCCCAAUCACCCCAUUGAUGAUGCAGUCUCUCACGUACUGCACACUGCCCUGUCCAGUCUCGACAUCAGCUGGGGGAACUAUGUUAGAAUGUUGUUCAUUGACUACAGUUCAGCUUUUAACACCAUAGUCUCCCCCUUACUGGUCAAUGAUACUGUGGUGGUGGGCCUGAUCACCAAUAAAAACAAGAGGGCCAACCUGGAGGAGGUGGAGGACCUGAUGAAAUGGUGCCAGGCCAACUGCCUCUCCCUUAAUGUCAGCAAAACAAAGGACCUGGUAGUGGGCUUCUGUAGGACACGACAGAGAAGCUACACCCCCUUCUCCAGCAAUGGUGCCCCAGUGGAGACAAAAUACCACACCUAUACACCCAUACGCCUAUCGUACUCCAACACAAUUGAGACUGCACAGAAAAUGCUGGCGAAGUGGUUUUGCUUCACCUUCUGGUGGGCGUGCCACCUUCAGUUUUCCCAAGUCAUCUCUGAGAAGCAAAAGCUUGGCACUCCAGAGGAGUGUAAGAAUGCAGGUUUUAUACCUGGAUACAACCUCGCUGGUGAAGGUUUUGACAUUGUAAAGAUGGAGAGAAAGGGCUCCUUUGUGAUUGACACACGAAAAUGGAACAAACAAGAUGGAAAUUGCAUUUUAAUAAUAAACAGGUUUAUGAACAAAGUGAAGCAGAAAUUGCCUGUUGCUGUAGUGGACUGGAGAGCACGGUCUCAAUGCUCCAUGAAGGUCGCCAGCAGACUCUAUGAAUCCAGCGAGUCACUUGUCAAUGAUUCCACUUCAUCAGUCUCAGAUAGCUGGAAGGCUGGUUUGGACAUACCAAACGUCGCUGGACAAUCAUAUGGAGGAACCCAUUCAAGAGAGGCAAGAUUUGCCAUGAAGAAAUCUAAGGAAGACAAGUACAGUUUCACCAAACAUGAAGUCACAUGUAGCUUUUACAGUUUCAGAGUUAUCAACAAGCCCCCCCUCCAUCAACAGUUUGUUCAGGCUGUUACAACCCUUCCAAAAUCUGACAAUGUUAAAGCCUAUCAGGAGCUGAUUGACACAUUUGGCACUCAUUACAUCUCCAAGGUUACACUGGGUGGAAUGAUGAAAGCCAUUACAUCAAUCAGAACCUGCAAGGCAACAAUGAGUGGACUAACAGACACUGCAGUGAAGGAUUGCCUGGAAGUUGAGGCCUCUGCAACCUAUAAGAGCGCAACUCUGUCCUCGGAGCUUCAGCACUGUGAAGCAUUGAAGAGGAAGAUGGGCCUUCGACGAGGUUUCAGCAGCGAGUUCAGGGAACGUCAAACAAAAGUCAUGGGAGGAAACAUCAAUGGAGAACAUCUGCUUUUUUCUGGCAAAUUGCACCCGAAUGCUCUUAAAACAUGGGUGGAGUCUUUGAAGACCAUACCAGACGUGAUCACCUACUCUCUCAAACCACUUCACUUCCUGUUAGAUAAAAAACAUCCUGCCAGGGACAGACUGAAAAGAGCAGUGGAGAAGUACAUCAAGGACUAUGCCUUAAAGAAUGUUUGUUCUGCAAAAUGUAGGAUUGGGAGGCAGUGCAAUCCCAGAGAUCGUUGUGCCUGUGUGUGUAACAGAAGUAGAAACAUACACUCAAACUGCUGUCCUGCUGGAAGAGGUCUUGCUACACUGAGAGUCUAUGGGCUCAGGGCUAAAGGUUUAUAUGGAGAUGUAACAACUCAAACAGAUGGCUCUGUGAAGGUGUCAUAUGGUUCUAUAAUUAAGCGUACUGAGGUGAUUAACAAUAAUGACAACCCCCGUUGGCCAGAGUCAUUUGAGUUUGGGCCCAUUCAAGUAUCCAUGGGUACAAACCUCAAAUUUGAAGUCUAUGAUGCAGACAGUUAUUGGAACAGUGAUUUUCUUGGGACAUGCUCUGUCAGUCUUAGAAGUGGGACAGUCAGUGAUAGCUGUUAUUUUAAAUAUGGUGCUUUCUUCUUUUCCUAUACUGUGCAAUGCGCUCCCAGUCUGCAAGGUCCACAAUGCAAUGAAUAUUCUCCCUCUCCUAUGGAAUCCUCACUGGCCAAGAUAUUCCACUCCAGAAAUGGCAUUCUGGCUAAAGACCUGUGGAAGCUUGAAUUAGGGCGUAAUUACACAGAUGAAUUGAGAAUGAAGAGCUUUAAGGAGAAAGAAUUCAGUCAUAUGUAA
Chanos chanos (milkfish) is the source of this 2232-nucleotide messenger RNA. RefSeq names its product perforin-1-like. Gene Ontology annotation, cellular component: membrane attack complex; membrane. Bases 1 to 2232 code for a protein of 743 amino acids. Gene Ontology annotation, molecular function: calcium ion binding; wide pore channel activity; pore-forming activity. The record is from RefSeq and is a predicted model, not a curated record. Gene Ontology annotation, biological process: T cell mediated cytotoxicity; immunological synapse formation; defense response to virus. The transcript has 5 exons. Lineage: Eukaryota; Metazoa; Chordata; Actinopteri; Gonorynchiformes; Chanidae.